AUGGGACCAGAGUCUGACGACGAAAUGAUUGCAGUCGCAGUCGCAGAAGUAGAGGAGGUCGCAAGGACACCGCAGAAAAAAGCUAAGUCUACCGCAAGAAAAACUAAGGCCACCGCAGAUAAGUCGCAAACUGAACAUAAAAGGGACAAGCUUAUAGAGCUAUCAAGCGAUGGUAUUGUGGAGAAGUCUGUAAGCUUCAUAAGAAAGUCUAAUAAAGAUGUGAUCGAUAGACUAUACGAUGAACAUGAGAAUCAGAGGAUGAAGUUUGCUGCUGACUUCUUGUCAACACUUAUUAUUUCAAAGUUUGCUUCGGCACUUGGUAGCUUCAAUGCAGUGGAAUCAGCAGAUGCUCUGUCUGAUGAACUACUUAGUGAUAAGCUUCUUAAGGAAGACGUGUCACAUUUAACCAGAAGUAUAUCCCCAAACAUUCCAUUUAUAGGACUCAUCUCUGGUGGAUGUACAACCGCCAGGCAUGUAGUAGCCCAUAUAUGGAACAGGAAGGAGGAAGAGCCGGAAGUGUCCGACGAAGCUAAACAUCUCCUAUUACAUACAGAAUGCCACAACCCGGAGAGCCCAGCGAGUGGGGAAAUCCAUGAGUAG
This is a messenger RNA of Paramuricea clavata, 600 nucleotides long. NCBI's taxonomy places the organism in Eukaryota, Metazoa, Cnidaria, Anthozoa, Malacalcyonacea, Plexauridae. The record is from the annotation of a GenBank genome assembly.